GGAAAGGGGAUGCCUUUUCCAGUUUCGUAGGGCGAGUUGGGGUUGGAAGUUGGAAUUGUUCUUUCUUCUCUUCUCAACAUCUCCGGAAGCCCAAGCAGAUUUUAGAGGGAAAUUCCUGUAAGAGGCAUACUGUUAUGGAUCCAGAAGCUGAACAAGCUGCACGUACAGCUCGAGAAUCUCUGGACCUGGCAUUUCACAUGUCAAAUAUUCUUGAUACAGGGCUUGAUAGGCAUACCCUUUCAGUGCUCAUAGCACUCUGUGACUUGGGUCUGAAUCCUGAAGCAUUGGCAGCCGUUGUUAAGGAACUGCAAAGAGAACCUUCUCCGAUGCCUAUAGUGCCAACUUCUUCAUCACCACAUUAGUCAGGUCAAUCCAUCUACUUGAAGAGUAUAUAUCGAGUAAAGGUUAGAUGUAUGAUGCUUUGAGCAGAUUUGCGGGGUGUGAUUUACCAUUUUUUCUUUGUUAUGAAUCUUUUUAUUUUGUUGGUUUUUUUUCUUAGUGUUGCUUGUAUUGCCCAAAUGUUACCCGCCUGAGAUGAAUCUUGUGGUUUUUAAGAUUGGGAUGGUUUUAUUAUGUAAAAUUUUAUAUGACAUAUCUCCUUUGGUUGUUAUAAGGUUUGAAACCUUGUAUCUAUAAUGAGA
Molecule: messenger RNA, 641 nt
Organism: Rubroshorea leprosula
Lineage: Eukaryota; Viridiplantae; Streptophyta; Magnoliopsida; Malvales; Dipterocarpaceae
Source: the annotation of a GenBank genome assembly